AUGGCUUUGUUCAUACUUAUUCCAAGCGUACUCAGUUUUCUAAGCUAUGCAAAGGCAUUAGAAGAGGAAGUUUUAAGUGAACCAGAGCCUUCUUCAAGUCCUGAAAUCAAAGCUUAUCUUAAUAAACGUCGAUCCAAUAUUAAUCCUCGAUGGCAUGUAGCUAUUGACUAUGCUAUGAUAAAUCGCAGGAUAUCUUCUCAACAAAAUUUAGUGGAAAAUUAA
This is a messenger RNA of Rotaria sordida, 222 nucleotides long. Lineage: Eukaryota; Metazoa; Rotifera; Eurotatoria; Philodinida; Philodinidae. The record is from the annotation of a GenBank genome assembly.